GUGUUUUGGUGGUAUUAUCGGAAAAUGGAUACGAUUGGAAGUGGGCGCUGGGGUUUGUGGAAUUGGAAUCCCUUGCCGCAGUCUCAACGGCGUCGUUUUCGCUCCAAAUCAGGUUCGGCGGGUUCAACUGGCGGAGGCGGUUACCGGUUUCCGGUGAAGCAGGCGGUGACUGCCGCCUCACUCGCCCUUACCGGAGAUACAAUCGCUCAGCUCAGAGACCGUUGGAAAAAAGCAAAGAGUGGUGACGGCGUCUCUCAGGAUGUGUUAUGGAGCCAACUUUCAGACCAUGAUUGGCUACGAGCUCUGCGAAUGAUUUCCUAUGGAUUCCUUUUCUAUGGCCCUGGUUCUUAUGCCUGGUAUCAGUGUCUUGAUCACUUUCUCCCCAAACCAACGGUGCAGAACUUAAUGCUAAAGGUUUUACUAAAUCAGAUUGUGUUAGGUCCAUGCGUUAUUGCUGUUGUUUUUGCAUGGAAUAAUUUAUGGCAAAAGAAGCUCUCUGAGCUUCCAGAAAAAUACAGAAGGGAUGCUUUUCCAACUUUACUUUAUGGAUUUAGAUUCUGGAUUCCAGUCAGCGUGUUAAAUUUCUGGGUGGUGCCUCUUCAAGCUCGAGUGGCUUUCAUGUCAAUGGGCUCAAUAUUUUGGAAUUUCUUCUUGUCAUCAACAAUGAGCAAGUAAAAUGCAUGGUUUACCAGCACUUUGCAUUGUUUGCAAUUUUCACCACGAGAUUAAUCAGAGUAUAAUGGUUUUGGAUGAGGAAAGUUGGGAGGAUGAGUUAUGACUUGGAUGAUACCAUUUGUGUUCCAUGCAGAAGAUUUUGCACCGCUGAAAAACUUAUGAUUUCAAAGAACACUACAUUUUUCCUUCAUUGCUGAGAAUUGUAAAAUUGAAUUCGCUUUCAUAUGAAAAGUAACAGUGUGUAGGUGUUAGCUUUCAAGAAGGAAUAAUAUUUGGGAUAAUUUUUGUACGUUCUUAUGGAUAAUUGUUGAAUCUGAUUAUCAGAAGACCGUAAUAAUGAGCACAGCCAGUUUUAGGCGUUCUGUUGUUUGAACAAAGUUAUGCAAAAAAUAUUUUUAAAUAUUAUUACAUAUAUUAAUUUUCAAUUGUUCAAAUAACAAAAUUGGUAAGUGCCACCCUUGGGAGUGCUUUUGUUUAUUAGAAUGCUCCGUGGAAUCUUUGUGUGUGUCCCAUUUAUAGGAGGGGAGCUACGCCUCAUUUUCAUUUUUAAGAUCUGUAACCGUAUGAGCUUUUGUUUUGCUGGAUAAUAGUUGUUUCAUUUAUUGAACUUUUUGUUGUACAAACGAAAUAAAGACCACGCAAGUCGUUGAUUGGGAUCAUAAAAAUGAUCCCAUGUGGGCAAUACGUGAACAAAAGUGUUAAUUUUUUUGUUUUGGUGAUAUAACAUAAAGAUAAAUCAGAGG
Abrus precatorius (Indian licorice) is the source of this 1418-nucleotide messenger RNA. Its product is annotated as protein Mpv17. Gene Ontology annotation, cellular component: membrane; cytoplasm. The coding region runs from base 25 to 675 and encodes 216 amino acids. The record is from RefSeq and is a predicted model, not a curated record. Lineage: Eukaryota; Viridiplantae; Streptophyta; Magnoliopsida; Fabales; Fabaceae. The transcript has 6 exons.